CUAUUUUCCCCUCAUUUUUAAACCUAACACUCUCUUUUAUGCACGAUCAAAGCUUUGGUGCUCCGUGAAUUUUUCAGUGACUUAACCAACAAAUCUGUCUCAAUAAAGUCGAAAUCCCAUCAUAUUUUAAAAUCACACAUCCCUUCUUCUGUUCUUGUUCCUUCCCUCUGUAACCAUCUCCUUUUUUUGAAUUUCGAAUCCGAAUUGAAGAACGGGGAAGUAGGGCAAGCAUAUACGCUCUUAUGGCUGGAUACAGGGCUGAUGAUGAGUAUGAUUACCUGUUCAAGCUUGUUCUGAUUGGCGACUCUGGAGUGGGUAAAUCCAACUUGCUCUCCAGAUUCACCAGGAACGAGUUUAAUUUGGAGUCCAAGUCCACUAUAGGUGUUGAGUUUGCUACCAAGAGCUUGAAUAUUGAUGGCAAGGUCAUCAAGGCUCAGAUUUGGGAUACUGCUGGCCAGGAAAGGUAUCGAGCCAUAACAAGUGCUUACUACCGGGGAGCUUUUGGUGCCUUGCUUGUGUAUGAUGUAACACGUAGUGCAACAUUUGAGAAUGCUUCAAGAUGGUUGAAGGAGUUGAGGGACCAUACUGACCCCAGCAUUGUAGUGAUGCUUAUCGGGAACAAAUCCGACCUUCGACAUCUCAUUACAGUCUCAACAGAAGAUGGAAAAUCUUUUGCGGAGAGGGAGUCACUCUACUUCAUGGAGACAUCUGCUCUGGAAGCAACCAAUGUUGAUAAUGCAUUCACAGAGGUUCUUACUCAGAUAUACCACAUUGUGAGCAAGAGGGCGGUUGAGGCUGGGGACCAUGGAGGUUCUUUGAUGGUCCCAUCAAAAGGACAGACGAUAAAUGUCAAGGAUGAUUCUUCAGUUUUCAAGAGAUUCGGAUGCUGCACAAGCUAGAUGGUCUCCCCUGUGACAGGUGAUUUUCAUAGCCUGUGUGAUUUUGUAAAUGCUUACUUGGGAAUUGUGAUUAUAUUUGUUAGAAUAAGACUGGUGCUUAAUAUUGUUUGGACGAUGUACUACAUGCCAAAUCCUUGGAUUUAAAGUCUCUUAAAACAGUCUCUAUGAGGACAUCUUUAGAAACAAAUGUCUGCUCAGGUCUUAUCAUGGGUCAAAACUUCUGCUUACCUUGCCAGGAUUGUGAUUUUUCCAUCAAUUGACAUGCCCAUAGUAGCAGCUUGAUUCUGUGUU
Molecule: messenger RNA, 1190 nt
Organism: Prosopis cineraria
Lineage: Eukaryota; Viridiplantae; Streptophyta; Magnoliopsida; Fabales; Fabaceae
Product: ras-related protein Rab11D
Exons: 2
Coding region: 243-899 (218 amino acids)
Cellular component (GO): endosome
Molecular function (GO): GTP binding; GTPase activity
Source: RefSeq, a predicted model, not a curated record